This is a messenger RNA of Diachasma alloeum, 492 nucleotides long. RefSeq lists its product as uncharacterized. Bases 1 to 492 code for a protein of 163 amino acids. NCBI's taxonomy places the organism in Eukaryota, Metazoa, Arthropoda, Insecta, Hymenoptera, Braconidae. The transcript is spliced from 2 exons. The record is from RefSeq and is a predicted model, not a curated record.
AUGUCGGUGCUUACAUAUGGCAGUGCCAUCUGGCCCGACGCACUCGAGUUGCAAGAAGCAUGCCGCAGGAUCGCACCAGUCUAUCGGCUGAGUGCCCUUAGAGUUGCAAGUGCAUAUCGGACGAUAUCUGAGGAUGCGGUGGAUGCCUGGCUCAAUCAUGAACACGGAGAGGUUGAUUAUUACCUGACACAGAUGCUCGCGGGGCGUGGGUGUUUUGGGGCCUAUCUCUACAAAUUCAAAUACGAAGAUUCUCCGAAGUACCCGACAUGCCUAGGAGUAGACGAGGAGGCAGAACACGUGUUCUUAAUAUGCCCACGUUUUAGUGAGGCCCGGAGCAGCUGGGAGGCAACACAUGGAAGGCAGACUCUGCCUGAGAACCUGAUGGAAGUUUUACUGUCAUCACAGGCAGCUUGGGAAGCAGCGCGUAACUUCGCGACCACGGUCAUGAAGGAGCUCAGGAAUGAGGAACGCAAACGUAAAUCUGCAGAAUAG